Molecule: messenger RNA, 3258 nt
Organism: Neopsephotus bourkii (Bourke's parrot)
Lineage: Eukaryota; Metazoa; Chordata; Aves; Psittaciformes; Psittacidae
Gene: GDA
Product: guanine deaminase
Exons: 14
Coding region: 224-1576 (450 amino acids)
Biological process (GO): guanine catabolic process
Cellular component (GO): cytosol
Molecular function (GO): guanine deaminase activity; zinc ion binding
Source: RefSeq, a predicted model, not a curated record
GAGGGGCUACCCGGACGCCCGCCCUCCCUCCGCUGAAACCAGUCCCCGAAGAGAAAGUCACCAGGGGGUGGGGAAAUGGUGACAGCUCCAGGAAACUGCCGCCGGCAGCGGGAGACACGGAGGGGCGGCAGCCCGGUGGCUGGCAGCUCCCCACCGCCUCCGCCGCGGCGCAGCGCAGAGAGCCCCGCCGGGUGCCGCUAGCCUGCUCGCGGCCGCCGCAGCCAUGGACCCCCCGCAGCGGCCGCCGCUCGCACACGUCUUCAGGGGCACCUUCGUGCACUCCAACGCCUCGGCGCCCAUGGAGGUCCUCCACGGACACCUGCUGGGGGUGGACGAGAGCGGGACGAUCGUGUUUUUGGAGCAAACUGAUCAGCAAGAGCAACUGGUUAGGAAGUGGGGGUUCAAAACGUCUGACAUAAGAGAGCUGAGUAACCAUGAAUUCUUCAUGCCAGGAAUGGUUGAUACACACAUUCAUGCUCCUCAGUAUUCAUUUGCUGGUACAAGAGUAGAUCUACCUCUUUUGCAGUGGUUGACGACCUACACGUUCCCAACAGAAGCCAAAUACAAAGACAGUGACUUUGCAGAAGAAGUGUACACCAGAGUUGUUAGACGAACUCUAAAGAAUGGCACGACUACAGCUUGCUACUUUGCGACAAUUCAUACAGAUACUUCUCUUCUUCUUGCUGAAAUUAUUGAUAAAUUUGGUCAACGAGCAUUUGUUGGAAAAGUCUGCAUGGAUAUGAAUGACAGUGUGCCACAAUACCAAGAGACUACUGAAGACUCUGUCCAAGAGACAGAAAGGUUUGUUAAAGAACUACUGGACAAGAAAUAUCCAAGGGUACAGCCUGUAAUAACUCCCCGCUUUGGCCCUUCCUGUACAGAGGAUUUGCUUUGUGCGCUUGGCAAUUUAGCACAGGCUCGUGACCUCCAUGUGCAGAGUCACAUAAGUGAAAAUGAAGAAGAACUCAAACUUGUGGAGAACAUGUUUCCUGCCUACCAGAAUUACACUGAAUUAUAUGAUAAAAACAAGCUGCUUACCAGCAAGACAGUGAUGGCUCAUGCCUGUUAUCUUUCUGAAGAAGAGCUGAAACUUUUUAGUCUUCGUGGAGCUGCAAUUUCACAUUGUCCCAAUUCUAAUUUUUCGUUGCGCAGUGGUGUCUUAAAUGUGCAAAAGGUCCUGAAAAACAAUGUGAAACUUGGCCUUGGCACAGAUGUUGCUGGUGGAUAUUCAGCUUCUAUGCUUGAUGCCAUCAGGAAAACAAUGAUGGCAUCCAAUAGCCUUCAGAUCAAUAAAGUGAAUGAAACAGGACUAACUCUUGAAGAAGCUUUUCAACUUGCCACUCUGGGAGGAAGCCAAGCUCUAGGACUAGAUGACGUGAUUGGCAACUUUGAGGUUGGCAAAGAAUUUGAUGCACUGCUAAUCAACACGAAAGCUUCAGACAGCCCUUUUGACUUGUUCUCUGCUGAUAAUUUUGAGGACACUCUCCAGAAGUUCCUGUAUCUAGGUGACGAUCGGAAUAUUUCUGAAGUGUACGUGGCUGGAAGACAAGUGGUUCCUUUUUCAAGUUCAGUAUAAAUCCAUUUCCCUUUUCCAAAAUACUCUGCUGAUCACUCUGCAUCUGAUUUCAAAUAGAUUGAUUAAACACAGUGCCUGACCAUCAGGAACGACACCUCAUUUUUGUUUAAUGUUUUAAAACUUGCAAACACUAAAAUUUUGUUAGACCUUUCAAUAAUUACUUUACCAAAUUUGUCAUAGUUCUAGAGGAAAAGAUUAUUUAAAUUUCUGUGUAAAACAGCAUGUGUGCAUAGACAAGGCAUUUGGUAAAUAUCUUAAUUAAAGAGGACACCUGCUAUUCCUUUUAAUAAUAGUGUAGGAAGCAUUAUGAAGAGCAGUGAGACCAUCAUUGUCUAUAAUGCAUCUCAAUUAAAAAAAAAUAUAUAAUAAAGAGAAGCCAGUGCUAAUAAAUUGAUUUUUCAGGUAAUGAAUAUAAUGGAAGAAUUCAAUCUCUGUAAUAUUAUAUUAUUUCCAAGUGUGGUAAAAUCAGUGGCAUUUGGGGGCAUUUAGAACAUUUUCCAGUUUUCUUUAGGACCUUAUUUUUUAAGGAAAAUUGGAUGAGAAGUAUGUAUUCAUAAAAUAAAAUAAGGGUCCUUAUUAUUAAAAGAGCUCCAAUUUGUCGUCUGUAGUCAGACAGAAGAGAAUUAGUGGAAGAACUGAAAGAAAUGGGGCAUUAGUUGUAGAGACAUGGCCUGUGAGAAUGGGAGGGCUGCAUUGUUCUGUGAUACCAUCAGCUGAAAAUGCAUUUCCACAGAAUUUGUUCCUAGGUCUAGAACUGGUCAGCCAGACCUUCCACCUACUCUGUUGCAAUCAUUUCAGCUGAGUGACAGCUGAAUGAAACCUGUGUAAAUUUAGAAGCAGGCAUUAAGAUACUUGAGCAGCUACUCAAUGGCAAACAAAUCAUGAUGUUUUUCUGGACUAAAGAGAGUGCUUCAUCUAAUCCAGCUUCCUGCAGAACCUUCUAAAGGUCAUCUGCUCCUGUUCAGAUAGAAGGAGCCCCUUCUUUCUGCAAGGGAAGUGAAUUUUUAAAAAGUCCAAGAGAAACAGGGUAUUUCUGGCCGUUACCAUCUUUGACUUGAGGUGGAAAUUGUUACUGGACAACACAGCUGAGCUUUAAUGUGCUCUCUGGUUUCUUUCAAUAUGGCAGCCAUAAUUCCAGCCUUGUACAAUUCCAGGUAAAAAGUGUGCCCUUCUGAUUUUGGGAAUCUAUGUGACUUCUUUUUGUUUAAAAAAAGCAUAUUUCACUAUUUUUUAUCAGAGACUUCUUUUUUUUCCCCUGAAAUUGGUUUGAGAGGGGAUUGCUUCUUGUUUAUGAUGUUUUUGCAAGACAAAAGGUGUAAGCUUUAAUUUCAGUGUCAGUAGAGACAAUAUUGUGUUGAGUUACUACAGAUACGUGUGGAAUAUUGUUAUAUGGCCUGCUUCAAACUCCUUUAAUUUCACUAAGCUUUGUUUCACACUAUUAUCUCACUGUAUGGGGAUAUAAAGGCACAGGACUUCCCUGUGUUCACAGAACAAGGGAGGUUACUGCACCAAAGUCUCAUUUCAUGUCUACUUCCGAGAGAGUACUUGACCCAACAUCACUGAUAACUUUCUGAUAUUAAAAGCAUAUUCAGAGCUUAUGUACCAUUAUGGUUACAUCUACAUGAGCCAGUAUGGCAUCAAGUGGAAGUGUAAGAGCUGGCUUGGGCACUUAGAGCAGCACA